GGGCAGAGAAUGUGAGGACCAAAGCAAAGAAAAGCCAUGUUCUUAUUUUGCUGCCUGUUCUAGGCCUCUCGCUAUCUCAAUAAUACAAAUUCAAACUCCCACAGACUUCAUACACAGAGAAAAGGAAACCAAACGGAACGGAACGAUAACUUCAUUUGUAAUGAAAAUCUCUCUUAUUCUCUCUACAAGUUGCGUUGUCUCAUUCUUCACCUAAACUCUCUGUCUUUUUCCUCACAUUUCAUUUCACUGCAAAGAAAAAUCUCUAUAAUUAAUGUGUUUGGAGUUGCUAGAUCUGAAUGCUCCAUCCUUUUCCCUUUGUUCUAUGUAAUUGUUAAUUCGUUUCCUAAUCCAUCAAUGGGAUCCAGUGGAAGUAAAGCUGCUGCUUCUGAUCAAUCGGCGGCAGCGUCGGCUUCGUCUAGCAAGACUCGAAAAUCGAGAGUCGGCUGGGCUUUUCAGUCUUCUUGUCUCGGCGCUCCAUCUGGAUCUUGCUGCGAUGGCCGUCAAGACCAGGUUCGUCACUCUGACUUAUCUAGGGUACCUGACUCGUAUGAGCAGCAUACAGAGGAGGGUACGGACGAGGCUGAGAUGGAGUCAGAUGAGUUGAAAAUUGAUAGUGACAGGAAAGUAAAAAAUGACAUCUCGUGUAUAUCUUCAAAUGCUGAGGUUGAUGGUAGCAAUUCUAGUCGAUCAUCUUCUACACCUAAUUGCUUUCUGUCACGCUUUAGCUUCACUCCUGGUAAUAUAAACUUUAGAUUAAGCAGAGCAACCAGUUUAGGGUCAUCAAGAGCUUAUUCCGAUGAACCAGAGCUUCAACCACGUUCUGGUUAUGGUAGUGGUAACUUUAUUGAUAGGAUUGAAGCGCAACAAGGUGGUGAUUUGCUUCCUCAAACUCAGACGAGUUGUCAAGAUAGUACGAUUAAUUAUCAGUUAAAUUGGGAUAAUUUGCAAGACAAUCAAACUGUUUCUUCCUUAUACAGUAGUAGCACUAGAACAGGUGUUGAAGGAAAUUUACAUUCUCCUAGAGUUCUGAAUGAGUUGGAGAACAUUGGAACUAGACAGAGUGGAGCCCAGGAACCUGUUGAAAGGAAUGUUCGUUUUAGCCGAACUCUCAGUGUGGGGAGACUCCGUGAUAGAGUUCUUCGCCGAUCAUCAUUGACUGAUUUAACAUUUUGUCCUUUGCAACAAGAGAGAGAAGUGAGAGAUGGUAAUCAAAGCGGUGGGAGGUAUCUCUUUGACAGUGACAAUAGAAUUCCAACUUCUGAAGGUAAUGCUGGUACUUUUCCAGCAACAUCUGGUUAUCCACCAUCCAGUAUGUCUAGCACCUUGUUCGACAUACAAGAUCAUGAGGUUGAAACUUCACAAUCAAGAGAUGCCAGGUAUCAUGAUUUAUUGGAACAUAGAUCAAAUUUCCUUGAACGAAGGAGAAGAAUACGCUCUCAGGUUCGUGCUCUUCAACGGUUGGGAAGUCGUUUUGAGAACCUGUCUGGGCAUGCGAGGUCUUGUAUCUUAUUUGGUCAAAAUAGAACGGGCCAUUGCACAUGUCGUGUGAGUAAUCGAGAUGCCAGCUCUAAUGAAGAUACCAACGCUAGAGCUAGCAUAUCGAGAAUUGUAAUGUUAGCUGAAGCACUAUUUGAGGUUCUGGAUGAAAUACAUCAGCAAUCUGUGGUGUUAUCCUCUCGGCCUUUGUCUUCAUUAAGAUCUAUUCCUGCACCUCAAGAGGUUGUGGAAUCUUUGCCAGUCAAAUCUUACACCAAGUCACAGAAACAUUAUAACGAGGAGGUUGCACAAUGCUACAUUUGCCUUGUGGAGUAUGAUGAAGGUGACAGUGUGCGGGUACUGCCUUGUCAUCAUGAAUUCCAUAGAACUUGCAUAGAUAAAUGGCUCAAGGAGGUUCACAGAGUUUGUCCUCUUUGUCGUGGAGAUAUCUGCAAAUCGUAUUUCUUGCUGAAGGAGAACUAAGGUGCCCGGUGUGCUCUCUUCUUCAAAGACAAUUAGAACUCCUGAGCAGUAGUUUAAGUUCUCUAGUUGGCAGGUUUUAGUAAGUUCUGCCUUUUCUACCAGUGUGGCUGGUUUGGUGUACGUUUAUGGCUUUGAUUGCACAAUACAAAUAUCCAAACUCAGUAGAAAUGGACUGAUCUACUUGCAUUCGGAAACGUAGCCGGAGCCCGAUUGAGAGUACUUGUUAUUUCUGAUUAUUGAUAUUUGUUACAUGGUCCCAAAAUGUCAUUGAUUUGUUCAGAAAAAUGUCUGAUGUGUUUCAAGUUGCCAA
This is a messenger RNA of Mangifera indica (mango), 2269 nucleotides long. RefSeq lists its product as uncharacterized. Bases 355 to 1959 code for a protein of 534 amino acids. Lineage: Eukaryota; Viridiplantae; Streptophyta; Magnoliopsida; Sapindales; Anacardiaceae. The transcript is spliced from 6 exons. The record is from RefSeq and is a predicted model, not a curated record.